Trematosphaeria pertusa is the source of this 3711-nucleotide messenger RNA. Its product is annotated as P-loop containing nucleoside triphosphate hydrolase protein. Lineage: Eukaryota; Fungi; Ascomycota; Dothideomycetes; Pleosporales; Trematosphaeriaceae. The transcript has a single exon. The coding region runs from base 195 to 3695 and encodes 1166 amino acids. Gene Ontology annotation, molecular function: ATP binding; nucleic acid binding. The record is from RefSeq and is a predicted model, not a curated record.
CUCAGCCCGAGCCUGGAAACGAGAUACGCUGAAACCAGCACUUGCUUCUCGAUGACUUCUCUCGUCCAAUCUUGUCUUCCCAGAACUGCGAGCCUCCGCAACCGCACUUGGCUUGCUCCUUGCCUUUGCGUCAUCGAUUCCCGCCGCUUCGAUUCCCGUCUGCCACCCUCAACGCGCCGUAUCAUGCACGAACGAUGCCCCGGUUGAAAGCAGCUUCAGUAUCCGAUCAGAUCGUACGGAAGAGAAAACGUAAAACCCGCGAAGAUGAAACCCCUCCAAAAGCGACACCGGCACCCGAAGCCAUGCUAGCCGAACAGCUGAACGGCACGGCUACGACUACGACCACGACCACGACCACGAUACCUACAAAGACACACGACGGCGGCAAUAAGCCGCGGAGGACAGCGAAAGGGAACGGUGCGACGGAUAAGCCCGCCCUAGUUCGCCAUGGCUCAUCCACCGUCGUUGAAACCUCGAUCCCCUGGCCGGAGCACUUCACGAAGCUUGCCCAGGUACACCGCGCGCUGAAUAUCGUCUAUACAUUCUGCUGCACCCGCAAGCACUUUGCGACGACCCUAGAUAACAUAAAGAGCGCGGUAGAGGGCCACAUUAAGCGCGAGCUGGUCAUCGAGGAUGUGGCUCAAAUCAAUGCCCUUAUCCCUCGGGCGAUCAACUUCUCCUACGUGGACGAAGCGAUGCUACAGAUCAACUUAAUGGGAUUAGAGGAGAAAAAGUCCGGGAAGAAGUCAAGAGACGGCAUCAUCGCCGAACCGGAAUUAGAGAAGCAGGAGCAUAGGGAGGUGCUACUCUUCGAGUUCAUCGAUGGCGACCUCAAGCGCCAGGUACAGCAUGCGAAGACCGGCGAGCCCACAAAGGCUGUGCAGAGACUCCGCAACGAAGAUUUGAAGAUGCCGGUGUUCAGUCAGAAGCAAAUGAUGAAAUUAAUUGAGAAGAGGAACACCAAAUUUACUUCUGCUAUUAAUGCAUUCCUCAACCGAUGCGCCGAUAGAAACAUCGAUGCGUUAGAAAAGCUCAGGGAUGAAUCUCUAGCGUUCAUACCCAUGCCAUCGGAAAGCAGACCCGCGACUCCUGGACUGGAGAGAUCUCGGUUACCGGCGACGAUACCCAAGGAGCGCAAACCCAUUCCGGAGAUCAUUGAGGAGAUCAAGACGUUGGAGUGGUACACCGGUCAGAUCGUUCCUGAUGGUCAUCGAGUGUUUGACCCUCAGCCGCCUAUCUAUGGCGAGCUAAACUUCCAAUUGUCACAAAGCCUGGUUAAUGCCCUCUACAAUACCCGAAAUAUCGAACAGCUAUACGCCCAUCAGGCGGAAGCGAUCAACAACCUAUACGACGGUCACAAUGUCAUCGUGUCGACCUCCACUAGCUCCGGAAAAUCGCUCAUCUACCAAAUUCCCGUUCUGCAGCAGCUUGAACAAGACAUUAACACCCGAGCGAUGUACAUCUUUCCUACAAAAGCCCUCGCUCAAGAUCAGAGACGCAGCCUGAAGGAAAUGUUACGCUUCAUGGAUGGCUUGCAGGAUAUUCUCGUUGAAACCUUCGAUGGGGAUACGCCGAUGGCAGACCGCAACUACAUUAGAGACGAGGCUCGCAUCAUUUUUACGAAUCCCGACAUGCUCCAUAUCACGAUCCUGCCCCAAGAAGAAGCAUGGCGGUCAUUUCUGCAAAACCUGCGAUUCGUUGUGGUGGAUGAACUCCACGUCUACAAUGGCCUGUUCGGUACCCACGUCGCAUGCAUCAUGAGGCGCUUGCGUAGGAUAUGCGCAGCGGUCGGGAACCGACAUGUCAAAUUCAUAUCAUGCUCCGCGACAGUGGCGAAUCCAGAGGAGCACAUGAGGACCAUCUUCGGCGUCGACGAGGUCAGGCUAACAGACUUCGAUGGCUCUCCGUCUGGUAGGAAAGAGUUCGUCUGCUGGAACACACCGUACAAAGACGCUGCCGACCCGACUUCGGGAAGAGGCAGCAGUAUGGACGAGUCUGCCAAACUAUUCUGCCAGCUCAUACUUAGAGGCGUCCGGGUGAUUGCGUUCUGUCGCAUCAGAAAGCAGUGCGAGGCUCUUCUUGCUGCCGUGAAGACCGAGUUGACGAACCUUGAGCGGCCCGAGGUCAUAGUUCGAGUGAUGUCCUAUCGAGGUGGGUACACGCCUCAAGACAGACGGCAGAUUGAGCGAGAGAUGUUCGAUGGCAAGCUGGUCGGCAUCGUCGCAACCAGCGCUCUGGAACUUGGCGUCGAUAUUGGCUCAUUGGACGCCGUCAUUACGGUUGGCUUUCCCUAUACCAUCGCCAACCUUCGCCAGCAGAGCGGCCGAGCCGGGCGGAGGAACAAGGACUCCCUAUCGGUGCUCGUUGGAGACUGCUUCCCGACGGACCAAUACUACAUGUCGAACCCAGACGAGAUAUUUACGAAGCCCAACUGUGAGCUGCAAGUAGAUCUAGAAAAUCUACUCGUCCUCGAGGGCCAUGUCCAAUGUGCAGCAUACGAAAUGCCCGUCAACCCAGAGGCUGAUAAAGCUUACUUCGGCCUACUGCUGCCGAAACUCGCAAAACAACGGAUGCGCAAAGACGAUCAAGGCUUCUAUCACUGCAAUGAGCGCUUCCUUCCCUACCCGUCGCGUCACGUCGCCAUUCGCGACACUGAAGACACUCACUUCGCCAUCAUUGAUAUCACCUAUGGCAAGAACACUGUGCUGGAAGAGUUGGAAGCCUCCCGCGCCUUCUUCACCAUUUACGAAGGUGGCAUCUUUCUUCAUCAAGGCAAUACCUACCUCAUCAAGGAGUUCAGCCAAGAGCGCAUGAUUGCAAAGGUCGAGUACGUAAAGGUCGACUGGACGACGCAGCAGCGCGACUUUACGGACAUCGACCCAGUAGAGACCGAGGCUAUCCGCCGGAUUCCCGGCUCCCGCUCUAAAGCCUUCUACGGUCCAAUUAAGAUCCAGCAGGUCGUCUUUGGUUUUUUUAAGGUGGACAAGAAACGCCGUAUUUUGGACGCCGUUCAAGUUGACAACCCACCUAUCAUUCUCCACUCAAAGGGCAUGUGGCUCGAUGUUCCUAAGUCAGCGAUGGACAUCCUCAAAUCACGACGUUUAAAUAUCGCAGCCGCUAUCCACGCCGCAGAACAUGCUAUCCUUUCCCUCAUGCCUAACUUCGUCAUUAGCAUGCCCGGCGAUGUCCGCACGGAGUGUAAAGUCGCACUCAAAGAGUUCGCUAAGCGGGAGACGUCACGCAAGCGUCCUGCGCGCCUUACCUUCUACGAUGCAAAAGGCGGCGCGAGCGGGAGCGGCAUCAGCACGAAAGCGUUCGAGUUCAUCGACACGCUACUAGCGCAAGCAUGUCAAAGGCUGCAGGCUUGUCACUGUCUUGAAGGGUGUCUCGAGUGCUGCUGUGAUGAGCGAUGCAAAGAGAUGAAUCAGGUCAUGAGUAAAGCCGGAGCACUGGUGAUUAUCAUGUGUCUCCUGGGGAAAGAAAAGGAAAUCGAUAUUGAUGCCUUGCCAUUCGGAGAAGAGGAUACGGUGCCCGCAGGUAUUGAAACCGUGGUUCCUGCCGAGGAGAUCCGCGUUGUAAGAGGUAAGUUUGUGGAUGGAAUUUUCAUUAAGAAGGAGGAAGAGGAGGAGGAUGAGUUUGCGCGGAGCAUUCAGAUGUUUGGCGCUGAGAGGACGUUUAUUGGGGUACAUCUGUAGGCAGUGGUGUCACUGA